This is a messenger RNA of Leguminivora glycinivorella, 2095 nucleotides long. RefSeq names its product juvenile hormone esterase-like. Lineage: Eukaryota; Metazoa; Arthropoda; Insecta; Lepidoptera; Tortricidae. The record is from RefSeq and is a predicted model, not a curated record. The coding region runs from base 121 to 1893 and encodes 590 amino acids. The transcript has 11 exons.
GAGCGCGCGCAUCAGACUGCGCGACCAGUGGGCUCAACGCAGCCGGACAGACCACACUGGUAAUAGUGGUCAAUGCUUCGUAACAAUAAUAAAUAACAGAAAUACAAACAAGUGAGCGUGAUGAUCAAUAAACUGCUGCUGGUUUGCGCAGCUUUGUCGUGUGCGCUGGCGCAUCAACACCACGACCAUGCAGUCUCUUCAAAGCCCGAGCCGUCGGCUAAACCCCAACCGCCCGCGGCAACGCCAAAGCCCGGCUCUCCCACCAAGCCCUCAGCCCCCGGCCCCGUGACGGUGACGCCGGCGGGCGCGGUCCGCGGCUCGUGGAUGGACUCGCGGCUCGGGCGCCGCUUCCAGGCCUACCGCGGCAUCCGCUACGCGCAACCGCCCGUAGGAGAACUACGAUUCCAGCCUCCAGUUGACAUGACGACAUACCCAUCAGAAGUAGAUGCCAGUGCAGAUGGACCUGCAUGUCCGUUGCCUGUCGAACCCGGAGAGUACUACGUUGACGAGGACUGUCUUAGAAUCAAUGUCUACACUCCGGGAAACAACAGUGGUCGUAAGCUGCCAGUGAUCUUUUUCAUCCACCCGGGCGGUUUCUACUCGAUGACCGGACGUUCCGACCUCUUUGGGCCUGACUAUCUGCUUGAUAGAGAUAUCGUGUUGGUUACCAUCAACUACCGACUGGCCUCUCUUGGAUUCCUGAGCACUGGUGACGCAGUAGCACCUGGCAACAACGGCUACAAGGACCAAGUGUCGGCGCUCCGUUGGGUCAAACGAAACAUUGCUGCGUUCGGUGGUGAUCCGGGAAAGGUCACUAUAGCUGGAUGUAGUGCUGGAUCUAUCAGUGUCAUGUUACACAUGAUUUCUCCUAUGUCCAAAGGAUUGUUCCAUCGAGGUAUUGCCAUGUCCGCUUCCCCCAUGGGUAAGGAACCACUGCCCUCGCACCAAAUGAAUUUAGCGCAAAAACAGGCAAAGAUCCUCAAUUGUCCCACCAAUUCAUCGCGAGCCAUUGUCGACUGUUUAAAGACUAAGUCCUGGCAAGAAAUGGGCAACUCGCUUUUAGGAUUCUGGGAUCAAUUUGGCUUCGAUCCCAUAGGUUUCUGGAACCCUGUUGUGGAACCUGACGUAGGUCAGCCGCGCUUCCUCGCCGUGCAGCCUGAUGAGGCAGUACGCAAGGGCCACAUGCAUGCAGUACCGCUGCUUAUUAGCCAGACCGAGGACGAGUUUUACUGGAAGGCAUUUAGUGUCACAAAGAACAAAACUGUGAUGGACCGUAUGAAUGCCGAAUGGGAAAAAAUAGCACCUAUUUCGUUUGCUCUUCCCGAGAAGAAUUCUGCAGCAGCCAGCCGUCGUCUCAAGGAGGUGUAUCUAAGCGGCAAACCAGUUACAAACACUCCUAAGAGUAAUAAAGAUCUUGGAAAGUUGUAUGGGGACAGCUGGAUAGGACUUAACGUGCACAGGAUGGCAAACUUGAUGUGUCGGCACUCGCCACAGCCAGUAUGGUACAGCGUCUUCAGUUACAUUGGUAACAACAGUUUCUACGAGGAUCCGCAAACUGGAAAGCCUGCAGGCGCAGCGCACCACGACGAUCUGAUCUACCUAUUCUCCAUGAGUUACUUCCGAACUCCGAUCAAGGCUCGCUCGCCGCCGCUGCCCGCUCCACAAGAUCAUAUCAUCGUCGAGCGCAUGACCGCCAUUUGGUACACCUUCGCCAAACAUGGGGACCCGAACCCUCGUGAAGCCGAGUUGCCGGAGCUGUCCUCGCUCCACUGGCCAGCUAUGAAGCCCGAGGACAGGAAGUACCUGAAGGUGGACCGCCAGUUCUCCGUGCACGAGAAACUGCACGAGAACCAGCUGCAAGUCUGGGACGAGCUCUACCCCAUGCAGUUUUAAAUUGACUGUAAAUACUGUGAUAGAGUCAUACCAAGCAGUUGGCAGCGACUUUGACACUCAAACUACUAGGAAAUAAUAAGAUUAAUUAAAUCCUUUCUCAGACGGGGCUAUCAAAAUCGUUGCUUACUUAUUUUGGUUUGCCUCUACAAGCCAAGGCUGUGCCUAAAUCUAAGAAUAAAUAUUACUAAAUAUAUAAAAUUCA